Caenorhabditis angaria is the source of this 5777-nucleotide messenger RNA. NCBI's taxonomy places the organism in Eukaryota, Metazoa, Nematoda, Chromadorea, Rhabditida, Rhabditidae. The record is from the annotation of a GenBank genome assembly.
AUGGGAACAGUUUCUUUAUCCAUACAACUCUUCGUUGUUUUUCUGAUUACAUCAUGUUUAUUGAAUAAGUAUUCAACUAUUCGGAAGCAGAAUAUUAUUGUGACUAUUUCUACAUUUAUUGGAUGGUUUUUCUCAUUGAUUAUUAUAUUCGUUUUACCACUGGAUGUUGCAAUUGUAAGUUUUUCUCAUUUUUUUGUUUUUGUAAAAAAUAAAUAUAUUUUUUCAGACAUUUUACCAUAAAUGUGAAACCGAUCGAGUAAGAUUGUUGAACGAAUCAAAGAUUGCGCCAGAUUGUGAACUUCCGGGAGGAUAUGUUCCAGACGAAACACUUUUCGAUCUUUGGAGUAUUGUUUAUUGGACAGCACAAAUUCUAACUUGGCUUAUCCUCCCACUCCUCCAAAGUUAUGUCACCGCUGGAGAUUUCACUACUUGUGGUAAAAUAAAAGCAUCAAUUCUCAAUAAUUUAUUGUAUUAUGGUCUAUAUUCACUAUGUUUUCUGGCAUUAUUGAUUUACGCAAUGUUCCGAGGAGUUUCAAUUAAUUAUGAUAAUUUGAAAGUUAUCAUUGUAUCUGCAUCAAAUACUUGGGGCCUGUUUCUGUUGGUUGUGUUAUUGGGUUAUGGUCUUGUAGAAUUGCCUAGAAGUCUUUGGUAUCAUGGAAAUCGACGUAUGUUUUUUUUUCAAAUGAAAAAUACGAAUUACUUUAUGAAUAUUCAAAAUUACAGAUUAUCGUUUGAGAAAAACAUAUUUUGACAUCGAAAAACUUGCGUCAGAAAAAAGCGAAGCUGAAGAAAAUGUGAAAGAAUUAUACAAAAAAAUUCGCACAAUGAAACAAGACAAUAUCAAAGUGAAAACAAUAUUAUCGAAAUUCGAUGAUUCAUUGAUUUCUAAACUUCUACCAUCAAGACAAUCUAUUCCACAAGAAUCGGAAAAUAAUAUGACAAUUGUUUCUGAGAUUCGAUUAAUCAAUUUACAUCGAAAUUCAAUCAAUGCAAUUCAAGCUCUAAACAAUGCAAAUGCUCAAUGGAAACUUCUUGUUGAUCGCGCACUUUUCCUGGAAAAUCUAGCACUUUCGAAUGGCACAGAUUUGGAAUUGGAUAGACGUGGAAUAAUUCCAGUAGCAAUUCGAAAAAUAUGGUAUACGAAAUUGCAAACACCGUUGAGUAAAGCAUUGUCGGUGAUAUUUGGUAUAAUGACUCUUUUUGUAUUAUUAUCCGAAUGCACAUUUUUCGUCGUUUCUCCAACUCUUUCACCAGCUGCUUUGGUUACUGAAUAUGCGUCGAAUCGAUUUCAUUAUAAAUAUACACAAUUUGUGGCUUUUGGGAUUAUUGUAUAUUUAUGUUUGUGUGCGUAUUUCACAAUUUUCCGUCUUCGAAUUUAUAAAUAUUAUCAUCUCGAUCCAAAUGGACUGACUGACGAAAACAGUAUUCUAUUCAGCGCCAUGUAAGUUUUUUUAAAUAUAAAUUCUAUAAAUUUUUAAUGUAUUUCAGACUUUUGUGCCGUUUGACACCUCCAAUUUGUCUCAACUUUUUGGGAAUGAUUCAUAUGGAUUCGCAUAUUUCAAUGGCACGAGAUUUUGGCGUUGAAACACAAUUCACAAAAUUGAUGGGACAUUUGGAUGUGAUUCCAAUUCUUGCAAAAGGGAUCAAUAUAUAUUUACCAAUUUGUAUUAUUCUUAUAUGCGUUAUUCAUUAUUAUAAGUGAGUUUUACAGAAUAUUAGGAGAUUUUUUUUAAACUUGAGUACUUUUAAAGCCUAAUCAAAAGUUUUCACUUUCUGGCGAGGCUUCAGAUAAAUUGAUUCAAUAGAAAUACAUUCAAAUUUCAGAGUUGGAACCUACCUUCUUCAUUCUUUGGGAUUUGAUCAAUUUGUAGAAUCUGACGAUAUGACAAAUGAUAUGAUAAAUGCUGGAAGAUCACUAGUUCAAAUUGAAAGAAACUCGUUGAGACGAGAUAAUGAAAGAAUUCAAAGGAAUGAGAGAUUCAAUAUGAGAAAUAGCACGAUUGCAGCGAAAUAUUCGAAACGUGAGUGAUUUUUUUUGAAUAGUGUUUCGCGCCGAGAAUUGUUUUUUGAUCUACAACAGAAAGUUUUGUGAGACCUGGAAAACUUCUGUUAUUUACUCGGUUAAAGUGGUGCGCCAUUUGGGGCGACGUCGCAUGCUAAAUUUGAUAAAAAAUUUUGAUGCGACGUUGCCUGAAACAGCGCCUCAUUUUAUGCGCUGUUUGGGGCGACGGCGCGCAUUCCGGCGCUAUUUCGGGCGACGGCGCGCACUCGCACUACGGUAGGAAACAAAGUGUGCAAGCAUUUUAUAUGACGCGAACCUUUUUAUUUUUCUUUUUUUUGGGCGGCCUCUUUUUUGUUUGUGUUUUUCGAGGGUUUUCAGUAUUUUUUCAAAAGAAAUUGUGGUAAAGUGAUGAAAACCACGUUGAUUUUAUCUUUUUAUAUGUUAUUUGCUGCCGAAUAAGUAGAAAUCUCGGCUCUAUUACGGAGAAAAUGAUUUUCGAAAAGUUUUGUCAUUUUUCGGUGUAUUUUUUUCAAGCCGGAAUAUUUUAAUUAAGUAUUCAGAUUUACGAGAAAUUUUCCGGCAAGAUUUCAUUAUUUUUACGUGAACAUUAGACGUCAUUUCAUUUUCAGUUAAAUUCUUGAUCCUAGAGUCAGUUUUUUGUUUCUCUUUCGACCCAAUGGCAAUUUCCUAUUCGUCUGGCUUGUUUCUGCGAUAAGAUAGUUUUCAGAUAACCGGAAUCGGAAGUACGACAAUAAAUAACCAAUACAACAUAUGGUGGCGUCACAAAAAUCAUUUUGUUUUGCGCGCUCCUCAGGUUUGAUUUUUAUGUAUUGUCUUUCGAAAAUUCAAAAAAAAAUCGUAGGUUAAAUGAUUGAUUCUAGAUUGGAACAAUUUAAAUAUCAUGAUCAACAUCGAGACGGUCGAAAUGGAAACAGAUCGAAUGGUCAAUCGACUAGGAAAACAAGAGAUGGUAAGUGUUUUUCGAUAUGAAUCUCGAAAUACAGACAAUCGAAUACGUAAAAAGAUAGCGAACCAGCUGAUCUGGCAUACCUUCCUGCCGUAUAUCAACAUUUGACGAGAAUUAGAAUUUCAAAAUUUGAUUAAAUUUCGAAUUUUUCAUUAAAAAAAUUCCAAUAGUUUUCGAGCUGAAAUACAUAAAACUCAUGGUUUUUUCAUAGUUUUCAGCUCGAAAACUAUCAUUUUUUUUCGAAAAUCCCUGAAAAUCGCGAUUUUUCAGCUGAAAAUUGUGAUUUCCAAGGAUUUGGGCAGAAAAUCUGAAAUUUGGCUUGAAAUUUGAAAGUUUGCCUUGAAAUUCACGUUUUUUUGGAUGAAAUCGCAACUUUCUAGGUGGUUACUAACAAGGAAAGGUUUUCAAUGUUCCCCCAAGGAAAAAAUCGAGAGUAUAUGGAAUGUUGAGGGUUCCCAUGGGUAAGAAAAACCCUAACAGGAAUAAGGAGAAAAAUGCCUUGUUUUAGAAAAUUUUGGUGUUAUUGAUUUUUGCGAUGAAAUUUUUAGAAAAAUCGAAACUUUUUCAAAAUUGAUGAAAAAUUUCAGUCUAAAAAUCCAUUUGUAGCGCAAACGGCGUACUUUAGUAUUACUUCGACUAAAAUUAGGAAUAAAAUAAUUUUGGUCCCAAAAGUCCACUAAAUCAAAUUUCUAGUUUGAAAAAUUCAUAGAAAAUCAACGUUUUCGUUGUGAAGGAGAAGUUUGUGUGAAUCGAGACUAUGAUUUUUGGAUUCUACGGACCAAAUUACGUCUGUUGACCGUCAUAAAUUUUUCAACUUCCGUUCAUUUGAAAAUAGAAAAAAUUAUUUUUUGUGUUUUUUGGUGACCAUUUGUUCAGAAAAACCCCGACUAAAAAAACCAAAUUUCAAAAAAUGUCUAAUUUUUUGAUAAAAAGUUUCACAAACACGUAAUCGACCAUUCUGAACAACUUCCACGACUCAAAAGUUCAUGAAAUAGAUUCAAAAUAGAGUUACAGAUGCUCUAAAAAUCAAAAAAUGGUGUAAAAAUCGACCUAAAAAUACAUUUUUUUCUCGAGAAUAAGGAAUUUUUCUCCUUAUUCCCGUUAGGGUUUUUCUUACCCACGGGAACCCUCAACAUUCCACAUACUCUCGAUUUUUUCCUUGGGGGAACAUUGAAAACCAUUCCUUGUAAGCCUAAUCCUGAAGUGAUGUUGAAAUUUUGAAAUAAUUCUUAUACUUUCAACAUCAUGUUCAGGUUUUUUUAGACUUAUACUUAGCAAACCCCCUAGAAAGUUGCGAUAUGUCCCGAAAAAACAUGAAUUUCAAGCCAAACUUUCAAAUUUCAAGCCAACUUUCAGAUUUUCUGCCCAAAAUCCUUGGAAAUCACAAUUUUCAGCAUAUAAAUCGUGAUUUUCAAGGAUUCUCAGCAAAAAAUCUGAAAAUUUGCUCGAAAUUCAUGUUUUUCGCGAGAAAAAAAAGUUUCAGCCAAAAUUUGGAAUUUCAGCCCAAAAUUAAGAAAAUUUGGAAUUUUCAGCUUUGCCUUGACCCGGAACCUUGAAUUUUCAAAUUUCAAGGUUUCCAGCGAGGGAAAAGCUGGAUUUUCAAUCAAAAAUGAUGAAAAUCUUGAAUUUUUCAGCUUAUCCUCAACCAUAAAGCUUGAUAUAUGAGAAUUCUUGCUUUUGAUUGAAAAAAAGCUGGAUUUUUAACCAAAAAUGAUGGAAAUCUGAAAUUUUCAGCUUUUCCCAGACCCGAGAUCUUGAAAUUUGAUAAUGCAAGGUUUCGAGCGAGGGAAAAGCUGGAUUUUCAGCCAAAUUUCUAGAAACAUCCAAAUUUUGGGCCAAAUCAGACCGUAUUUUCAAGAAAAUCUGUAAUUUUGGGCCCUGAGUCUGGUUUUCAACAAAAAUCGGAAUUUUUGACAAAAAAAUGGGAAAAAUUUGAAAUUUCAGUCAAAUUUCUAAAAAAAAAUCCAAAUUUUGGGCCACAUUUCGAUAAAAAGGCCAAAUUUUUGAAAAAAUCUGUAAUUUCGGGUCCAUUUAACUUUUUUCGAACAUUUUCGCAAAAAUAGUGGACACGUUUUUGUUGACUUUUCCUCAAUUUUCUUUCAUUUCGAAAUGGAUUCAAAAAUGAGCACCGAGUUUGAACCACGAGUCAACAAAGCUCAAGUGAGUUCUAUUAUUAGAAAAUUAGCCUAGAUAAGCCGAGUUUUACUAAAGUUAUUAGAGUAUAGGAAGAUUGUGAAAGUUCAUAUCUUACAAUUCGCAGAAGUGCUUCGCUAUGUUUAUACCAAUACCAUUUUUCAGAUUGCGGCACGAGAUUUUCAAUCAACAACAAGCUGCCGCAGAGUCAAAAAUAAUUAUUUAUGUUAUAACUUCUGUAUUUAGAGUAAAUAAAUAUCAUUGUUUCAAUAUAUGAUGUUAAUUUAGUGUUCAAUUCAGCUUUUCUAGCGCUUAUCGAGCUUUUUCAGAUCCAAAAACGCUUUUUGGAAGGUUUGCUGCGUUAUUUCGAGCGACGGCGCGUCAAUUGAUGCGCUAUUUCGGGCGACGGCGCGUCGUUCUGAUGCGCCAGUUCGGGCGACGGCGCAUCAUCUGAGGCGCUGUUUCGGGCGACGGCGCCCGGCUGUUUGAUGCGCCUAUCGCCCCAGAUGGUAGCAACAGCGCCCCAGAAGUCAGCAAGUGGCGCAUCACUUUAUCCGAGUAUUUUCAGCAACAACAAAACGUGCAUUUGACGAAGAACGACCAAUGUUGGAAGAAAGUGACGAAGAUUCACCAGCCAGACAUCCAUCUUCAUCGGGUUUCUUUGAUGAUAUGUGA